UAUAUAUAUAGGGACCGUAGGUUAUAUUAUGGCACAUAGUAUCUCUGAAAGCUCCACAUACGUGGAGGAAGUUUUGAAGAACUGGGAUGAAGUGGGAUCUGUGAAGUUUUUCUGAAGAUGAUAUCCUCAGUGUGUGUUAUUGCACUGGUGGUGCUGGUUCUGCCUAGUGUGGAGUCCUUUAUAUCAAUAGGCAGUGGCAACACACACGUGACCAUCACCAACACUGCUGUGUUGAAAAAGAUCUACGAAGUAUGCGAGGCGGUAGCGGAGUCAGAAGAAAGACCAUUCAAACCAACAGGUUCUUCUGCAGAGGAACUCCUUCGUGCGUGUUUGGGUACAAACACAGGUCAGGUGGCAGGUGCCAAGUUUCAUGAAGCCCUGAAUCAGAUUUAUAUGCAAAAUGGAUUAGUGGAUCGAGACUUUCUUUCCAGCGAUCCGCAUCAUUUCAACAGCGAGGCUUUUAAAGAGGGACAUUCUCUGAUCAGCCAGGGUGUCUCGUCAGUCAAAGCCAGCAUUCGUAAAGAUAAUUUGCAGGCUGCUCGGGAAACACUAGGAAAAGUCUUACACAUUCUACAGGACUUUUACAGCCACAGUAACUGGGUGGAGCUGGGUUACAGAAGCACAUAUCGUAAUCUCAUCAAACCACAUCUGACCAUCGACAACGUUGCAGAUGUGGGCACUCCAACCUGCAGUGACUGUGCCAGUGGUACUUGUCCAAACCCCCUGCUGCCCUCUAUUAUGAAAGAAAAGAAACUUACAUCAGGAUACAUGGGCCUGUUUUCUUCCAACAAACCUGCAGGUAAAUGCAGUCAUGGUGGAGACAGCGAUCUUAGCAGUUCCCAUAAUCCUCGUGGUGGGAUCAGCAAAGAUGAGCGUCGUGCACAUAACGCAGCCCUACAUGACACCGCAGUCUCACUGGCAACAGAUGCUUCUCUUGAGCUUCUGGAGGAUAUUCGCGGAGCUGUUGGAAAUAUAGAUUUCCUACGGAUGAUGGGCAUCGCUCGUACUGCUGUCUUGUGCUUUGUAAUUGACACAACAGGCAGCAUGUCUGAUGAUAUUGCUGAAGCUCAGAGGGUUGCACACAGUAUCAUUGACAAUAAGAAAGGGACGCAAGACGAACCAUCUGAAUACAUAUUGGUUCCCUUUAAUGAUCCAAGCUUUGGACCACUCAUAAGAACGACAAACCCGGACAAGAUGAAGGCUGAGAUUUCAAAACUCACAGCGAACGGCGGUGGCGAUGAACCAGAAAUGUGUUUGUCAGGACUGCAGCUGGCUUUGAAUGGAGCGCCUCCCUCCUCACACAUUUAUAUUUUUACUGAUGCCAGUGCAAAAGACAUACACUUAGAGGGAACCAUCUUAGCCCUCAUUCGCAGCAGCAAGUCCACAGUCUCCUUCUUCAUGACAUCGAAAAGUAGAUCAGCAAGAUCUCUGAGCAGGCAGGGUCACUCAGGUGUAGACUUCCAAGUGUAUUAUAAAUUAGCAUUGGCCUCUGGAGGUCAAGCUAUAGAGGUGACUAAAGCCAACCUGCCCAGUGCUACUGACAUAAUCUUAGACACCUCCACUUCUGCUUUGGUUACAGUCUUGCAACGAGCCAGGAACCCAGGUCGCGUGGAGAAGUUCCCCCUCCUGUUAGAUGCAUCAUUGUCUAAUGUUACUGCAUAUCUGACAGGAACUAACCUCAAGUUCACUUUGCAUAGCCCAUCAGGUGCAUCUCAGGCACACACUGUAAGUAAUGGGCCUCUUGCUACGAUUCAGGCUGUGGGGAACCUGCUGCGGCUUCAAUUCAAAAAUUUCAAUGAAACAGGCCUAUGGAGCAUUAGCAUGGAAUCAACAAAUGCAUACACUAUCAAAGUGACAGGUCAAAGCGCAAUAACUUUCAUUUACAACUUCGUAGAGGAAUUUGGUGGACCCCACCCAGGAUUUGCUACUCUUGAUGGUCGCCCACAGAAUGGCUUACCUGCUAAGCUGUUAAUCACAAUAACUGGACAGAAGGGUGCUGAAGCUUUGAAGCUACAGGAAGUUGCCCUAGUGGAGGUUUCAAAUGUCAAUGUGGCAAAUGGAACCUUUAAAGAAAUUGGUGGUGGAGGCUUUCUGGUUACUGUGAAUCCAGUUCCAGACGGAGAAUUUGUAGUUGUAAUUAAAGGAGAAGAUAAGACCACCUCAAGCUACUUCCAAAGGCAGACUACAACACAGAUGUCCCUGUCUAAAGUCAAAGUCAAUGCUGCAGUAGGCAAUGCAAUGGUGCCAGGAAAGGACUUUAAAAUAUCAUUUACUGUAACAACUAAUGGAACCGGUGGAGUCUUCACAAUAGUUGCUAAGAAUGACAAAGAUUUUCCUCUGACAUAUGAAAACAGACUUACCGUGAACACAGGAAGUAGUGCUUCAGGCACAGUAACUGUCAAACCUCCUGCAAGCACCGCAUCAGGAACUGAUGUCACUCUGACCAUUCUGGCUGAAGGGCCCGGAGAUGCUGAUUCUAACUACGCUGUGCUUCGCCUUUCUGUCCUUGCUGAGGUGACUGACUUUACUCCUCCAAAGUGUGAGAUUGUUCAUGUAAAUGCUAUCUGCCCAAAUGACUGCUCCCAGGCAAACUGGGACCUUUCUGUCAACAUCACCGAUGGCAAUGGUUCUGGUAUUGAACGUGUCUCCAUACAGAAAGGCAGUGGCAAAUUCUCCUAUGUGACUGUGGUGGAAGGGGGGAUACCCGUAGUGAUGGCCUACUACAAUGCCUCCUGCUGUUCACCUGAUGCAACUGUGACCGCUGUUGAUAAGGAAGGAAAUGUAGGGAAAUGCAGCUAUUCUGUUGAGAGGAGCAGAGGGGUUUCCCUCAGCCUGUCUCUCCCGCUGUGGACCUACUUGCUGGUUUCGGUCUUUAGUAUAAUGCGUGAUGUGCUUCCGCUGUAAUGAAAAAUUAAUAAAUAAUAAAGUUCUGAUGCAACCAGAUAAA
Messenger RNA from Silurus meridionalis, 2947 nucleotides. RefSeq names its product von Willebrand factor A domain containing 11 (gene vwa11). The record is from RefSeq and is a predicted model, not a curated record. Bases 118 to 2904 code for a protein of 928 amino acids. The transcript has 17 exons. NCBI's taxonomy places the organism in Eukaryota, Metazoa, Chordata, Actinopteri, Siluriformes, Siluridae.